Molecule: messenger RNA, 1353 nt
Organism: Glycine soja
Lineage: Eukaryota; Viridiplantae; Streptophyta; Magnoliopsida; Fabales; Fabaceae
Exons: 3
Coding region: 1-1353 (450 amino acids)
Source: RefSeq, a predicted model, not a curated record
AUGGAGCUGAUAGAGAACAUGGCGGUCAGUGAUCAUGCCAUCCUUCAUGAUCAAGCAUACACGCCAACAAAGAGGAGCCUUCUGGAACUCACAGCCCAAGAUGCAACACUGGCCCAAAACAAGUUAUUGGCCCAAAAGAUAGAGGCCCUAACGGAGCCCCUCAGCAAGCUCCCUCAACAAAUACAAGCAACCAACAAGCUUGAGGAGACACUGAAUCAAUUCAUGCAUAUGUCCAUGUCCAACUAUAGGAGCACAGAGUCAUCCAUCAAGAACCUAGAGAUACAAAUGGGACAAUUAGCCAAACAAAUGGCUGAAAGAUCCACUAACAGUUUUGGAGCCAACACCGAGAAGAAUCCCAAAGAGGAGUGCAAGGUAAUUUUCACUAGGAGGGAAAGUGUUGAGAAGGAAAAGAGAAUUGAGGAGGAUGUGCGUGAUGAGGAAGGAGAAAAGAAAGAAGAGGGAGAAAAAGAUAAGAGUAAGGAGAGUGGUGAUGAGGUCUCAACCACUAAGACCAAGACCAAGAGCCAGUUAGCUCGGGAGGCCAAAAGAGAGAUAUUGUCAGCCUCACCAGAGGAGAUACCAUACCCUCCGGUGCCAUCAAAGAAGGAUAAGGAAUGUUAUUUCAAGUGGUUCCUUGACAUAUUCCAGAACCUGGAGAUUACUAUCCCUUUUGGAGAGGCCAUACAGCAGAUGUCAUUGUACAAAAAGUUCUUAAAGGACAUCCUCAUAGAGAAGGGAAAGUACAUUAACAAUGAAACCAUUAUGGUGGAAGAAAAUUGCAGUGUAGUAAUCCAAAAGCUACCUCCUAAGUUCAAAUAUCUAGGAAGCGUCACCAUCCCAUGCUCUAUUGGGAAUGUAUCCCUAGCAGACCGCUCCAUCACAAGACCGUUCGGGGUAGUUGAAGACGUCCUGGUCAAAGUCCAUCAACUUACUUUUUUGGUGGACUUUGUAAUCAUCGACAUUGAAGAUGUUGAGAUCCCUUUGAUUCUGGGUUGGCCAUUCAUGGUGACUGCAAAGUGUGUUGUGGACAUGGGGAAGGGUAACUUGGGGAUGAGUGUGGAAGACCAGAAAGACACAUUCAACUUGUUUGAGGGAAUUAAGCAUCCUAGUGAUAGCAAGACUUGUUUUAAGGUGGAGGAAAUUGAGCAAAAAGCUAACCUCAUUGUGGGGCACCUAAAUUCUGUUUUUCUAGAAGAAGAUGAAGCCAAGCCAGUUGAGAAUCCUACAUACUCUUCUAGGGCCAAAACAGGUCAAGACCCGAGCCACUCCAGACAUUCCACCUGCUCCUCCACCUGUCGACCAGACCUUUAUGCCUUUUUCUCAAUCAGAUCAGCUCCUCCCUAUGCUGCAUAG